AAGCUGUAAAACGUAAUAGCGUGAUUAAUACGAUAUUGUUCGCCCAGCGGACCAAUAACCAUAAAAGGCGCGCGUGACACCAACACGCGCGCUUGCACAUAUCGUUGUUCCAGGACGAUACUCGACACGAAGUACGGCCUGAAGAGGUGGCAGAUCGGCGAGAUCGCGAGCAAGAUCGGUCAACUCUACUACCACUAUUACCUUCGCACCAGCGAGACCAGCUACCUUCACGAGGCCUACUCAUUCUACGCGGCGAUCCGAGGCCGCGCGUACUACAGCCGCGCUGCCAAGGAGGACAGAAGCGACCUGAUGGUGAAGAAGCUCAGGUACUACGCCCGUUUCAUCGUCGUCUGCCUGCUGUUGAACCGCAUGAAGCUCGUCCGUGAACUGGUCCAAGAGCUCGACGCCCAGAUCGCCGAUUACACCAGCACCUACGAGCCAGAGGAUCAACUCGAGUGGAACUUAGUUCUCGACGAGAUCAAGGCGUUCGUGAAGGCCGAGUCGACCGUCGGAAUGGUGCACUCGGACACGAAUCCUGUUAUACUUACCCACAGGCUGGGUCCACAGACCUCGCCCCCGAUCGAACGUACGCCACCCAUGUGCCUAUCCCUGCAGGAGAUCCUGAUCGUUGGCAAUUGCGCCGACCAGGUGAAGUUUAGUGAGUUGUCGAUGGACAUGUUCAGGAUGCUUCAAACCCUGGAGAGGGAGCCGAGGGACGAUCCUAAUCACCUUCACGACGCGUCGCCGGCCGGCAGGAUGCCGUUCAGGCCCGGGGCGUAUCCGGGCGCGGAGAACGGGGCCCCGAGGCGGGACAAUCCGCACAAGUACCUGUUGUACAAGCCGACCUACAGCCAGGUACAGGUAUUCCUCGCGAGCGGCUUCAAGGAGCUGCCCGCUAACGGGGCGCUGUUGCUCUACUUGUCGGCGGACGGCUGCUUCUCCACCGUCAAGCAUCCGGAAGAAAUGGGGUACGACCUGGGUGGCGUUUCCACGUGCAGCAAGAGGGACCCGGAGCACGGGAAGAGGCCGACAGGUGGGAAGGAACCGCACUGCCUAUAUCCGGGUGACCUCUACCCGUUCACGAGGAAACCUCUGUUCGUGGUCGUCGACUCGGACAACAGCUUCGUAUUCCAGCAGAUACCCCGUUACUUCGGCCAACCGUUGAUGGUGCUGAUGUCGCCUCAGGACACGCCGCCCACGUUACGCGACAUUCGACACAGUGGCAGCCUGUUCACUCUAUUUCUCCACGCCCCCCUAGCCGCGUUUUGCCUUAUAUGCAACAUCGGCAAUCUGGCCGUGCAUCACUGGGAGCGGUGCCAGCGUUACAUCGAGCGAUUCCUCAUCGAGGCCUGUCAGCUCGUCACGCACUCCAGAUGCGAGACCAGCGUGUUGCAAUUCUUCGGCGACGAUUUCCUACGACUGUUGCUGGUGCGCUACGUGUUCUGCGACGUGGUGUUGAAUCUGCACCGGUCGUUCAGGGGUCGGCAGCAGAGGCCCCGUUGCCAUCCGCCGUUGCCCGACGCGGAGGUCCUCGAGCAUCCCACCCUUCAUCACCUGGUGCUCGACCUGGCCGCCUGCCUCGACUGCCGCGACCACUUUCCGGACAGCAACGAGCUCGCCUGACCCAGGCAUCUCCCCUGCCCGGCACCCCACGAGUCCACGUCCCUGUUGCCGGCGUACACCCACGACUACGAUUACGAUUACUGUAACUAUAAUUGCAACAAUAAAAUCGUUACACUGAGACCUCAUUAAACUGCGUCUAAACGAAGGAGAAAACAAGGAUGUUUAAAUAUAUAACGAUGAUAAAGGAUAAGGAUAAAGAGGUAAAAAAAAAAAAAGAGGGAAAAGAAAGGGAAACGAGGAAGGAAUAUAGAGUAUAAAGUAGGAACGCUAAAUGGAAGAAAUCACGUGUAUCGUCGCUCGAUAAUAUCGCGAUGUAUUCGUUGUGGAUAUCGUCGACGCCGUCUCAGGGUAACCCGGCGUCGUGAUUUUUCAUCGUCGUAAAGUCGUCCACUGUCGUUCGAUGAUUCGUCGAUGAUACGUCCGCGAGUUCACGCCGCGUCGGUCUUCCGAUUCGCUCGUUGUCGUUGGUCCGGGUGAAGGUGAAAGAAAGACAAUACGACGCCGGGUUGUAACGACGCGUUUAUCUCUUUCCGUGGAGAGAGAACGCGUG
Molecule: messenger RNA, 2173 nt
Organism: Apis dorsata (giant honeybee)
Lineage: Eukaryota; Metazoa; Arthropoda; Insecta; Hymenoptera; Apidae
Product: protein SCAI
Exons: 3
Coding region: 310-1623 (437 amino acids)
Biological process (GO): DNA-templated transcription
Cellular component (GO): nucleus
Molecular function (GO): transcription corepressor activity
Source: RefSeq, a predicted model, not a curated record